This is a messenger RNA of Humulus lupulus (European hop), 2838 nucleotides long. RefSeq names its product putative disease resistance protein RGA1. The record is from RefSeq and is a predicted model, not a curated record. Gene Ontology annotation, molecular function: ADP binding. Gene Ontology annotation, biological process: defense response to other organism. The coding region runs from base 28 to 2838 and encodes 936 amino acids. NCBI's taxonomy places the organism in Eukaryota, Viridiplantae, Streptophyta, Magnoliopsida, Rosales, Cannabaceae. The transcript is spliced from 4 exons.
UCUCUCUCUCGGUCUUCAAGCUAAGCCAUGGCGGACUGGAUUCUUUCUCCCAUUGCCCAGAUUAUCAUUGAUCGCUUGGGAUCUGAAGCUGUGAGACAAAUCUCUUCGCUUUGGGGUGUCAACGAUGACCUUGAUCAACUCAGACAAACCAUUUCAACCAUCCAAGCAGUACUUCUCGACGCUGAGAAGAAGCAGAGACACAACAACCAAGUUCAGAACUGGCUCCAGAGGCUCAGUGGUGCUGUUGAUGAUGCCGACAACUUGAUGGACCAGAUCAACACUCAAGCUUUGCGACGCCAGGUCAUGUCUGGAAAUCAGAUUUCCAAGCAGAUGUGCACUUUCUUUUCCAGCUCCAACCAAUUUGGUUUUCGAUUCAAGAUUGGUCGUAGAAUAGAGGACAUCAAGAAAAAACUAGAAGCCAUUUCCAAUGAUAGAAACUUCCUUUUGGAGACAGGGCGUGAAGAGGCUCUGAGCGUUAGUAGAGUGAGAGACAACACUCACUCCUAUGUACGUCAGGAAGAUGUUAUCGGGAGGGACAUGGAUAGAUUGGCCAUAAUAAGUAAGCUUUUGUUGGAGAGUGGUGAAGAUAAUGUUUCAAUCAUCGCCGUUGUCGGCAUAGGAGGAUUGGGCAAAACAAUGCUUGCUAAAAGCGUUUUUAAUGAUGACCAAGACCAAAAACAUUUUGAGUUAAAGAUGUGGGUGUGUGUCUCUGAUGAUUUUGACUUGAAACAAAUUGUUGCAAAGAUCAUUAAGGCCGCCCCAAAUGAUAAGAACUUGGAAAAUAUGGAAAUGGAACAAUUGCAAAAGAGGCUUCGAGAAGUACUUGCUGGUAAGCGAUAUUUCCUUGUACUUGAUGAUGUGUGGGAGGAAAGUCAUGCUAAGUGGUUGCAAUUAGAAGAAUUGAUACUAGAUGGUGCAAAAGGAAGUAGAGUUUUGGUUACAACUCGAAGUAAAAGGAUUGCUGAUUUUACUGCAAGCAAAGACCAGUCACAUUCAUUGGGAAGACUUGAGGAAGAUCAAUCUUGGAAUUUGUUUAAAAAGGUGGCUUUUAAAAGCGGACAAGAACCGGAAAACUCUAAUCUUGCGAAGAUCGGAAAGGAGAUUGUUGGAAGGUGCAAAGGGGUCCCACUAGCUAUAAGAACAAUAGGAAAUUUGUUGCGUAGUGAAAAUUUAGAGUCAAAGUGGUUAGCCUUGAAUAAGGAAUUUUCAGAAAUACCACAGGUGGAGACAUUAGUUAGGCUUUGGAUGGCACAAGGAUUUCUCAAGCUAUCAAAUACAAGUCAAGAUCAAUGUUUGGAGGAGGUGGGUUAUGAAUGUUUUAUGAAUUUAACGGAAGAAUCAUUCUUUCAAGAUGUUGAAGUAGAUCAGUGGGGCGUUAUAACACAUUGCAAGAUGCAUGAUCUCAUGCAUGAUCUUGCAAUACUUGUGUCCGGAGAAAAAUGUGCUACUUUCCAUUCAAAUUGUCAAGGAAACAUCAAUGAAAAUACUCACCAUGUGUCCUUUGAAGGUGAUUCUUUCUCAGUAAGUCAAACUUUGCUGGAUCAAGCAAGGAGGGUUCGAACAGUUCUUUUCCUUGAUGAAUAUUGUUCCAAAGUUGAGCUAGAUGCAGUAGUAUCGAAUUUUUUGUUCAUACGCUCUCUGAAUUUGAAAGGGUUGAAAACCAAUUCAUUGAAUUCGAUUGGUAGGUUGAAGCAUUUGAGAUAUUUAGAUCUUUCUUAUAAUCAUCAUCUAGAGGCACUGCCGAAUUCAAUUACCAAUUUGGUGAAUUUGCAAACACUAAAGUUGAGUAAUUGCCAGUUUCGAGAAUUGCCUAGAGAUAUUGAAAAACUCAUCAACCUUAGGCAUCUUGAAAUUGGUGAUUGUGAUGAAUUAGAAUAUGUUGGUGAGCUAAAAGAUUUGUUGAGAUUGAAUGGUUUGAGAGGCGAAUUGGAUGUUGUAAAUUUGAGCCAUAAGAAAGAUGAGGUAGAAGAAUAUGGGUGUGCAAAAUUAAAGGACAAACAAUACCUUCAAUCAUUGAGGUUGAGUUGGUAUUAUGAUGUUGAAAUUGUUGAAGGAGAUGCCAUUAUUGGUUAUGAAAUGUCAAUGGAUGCCCUUCAGCCACACCCAAAUCUUCAAGUGUUAGAUAUAAGCAAUUAUGGGGGUGUCAAGCUCUCCAGCUGGCUCUCAUCACUUGAAAACUUAGUCGACUUAAAUUUAUUCAAUUGUAUGAAAUGUCAGUAUCUAGUUUCAUUGAAUUUAUUCCACGGUCUCAAGGUUUUGAAACUGUGUAGCUUGAAGUCUUUGGAGUACAUAUCCAACAAUAUUUUCAACGAAGACUUAUUUGGGACAACAAAGACAAUAUUGCCAUCUCUACGAGAACUUGAGUUGGAAUUUUUGCCUAAUCUAAAGGGAUGGUGGAGAGAGACUGUAAUUGAUCAUUCUUUUGUUGCUGCAAAUGAAGAAGACAAACACAUGUCCUUGCCUUAUCUCCCUUCUCUUUCAACUUUAGAAAUACGGUAUUGUCCUAAGCUGACUUGCAUGCCACUUUACCCACAUUUGGAAAAGUUGUAUCUGGAGAAUACUAGCUUGAAUCCAUUGGAAGAGACAUUAAGAAUGAAGAUGAUGAGUAGUAGCGCUGGAUCAUUAGUAGUAUUCCCAACAACAACAUCUUCUUUCUCUCCUCUCUCCAAAUUGAAAGAUCUAACUCUAACAGACAUUGAGGAUCUAGAAUGUCUUCCAGAUUGGUUCGAGAGCUUUACUUCUUCUCUCAAUAAAUUGGGUAUUUGGCAUUGCCCUAAAUUGAAGGAUCUGUGUCCAGGUAUUCUACAUCUCUCGUCACUUCGAAAUCUGUGGAUUUAA